Messenger RNA from Oryctolagus cuniculus (rabbit), 860 nucleotides. RefSeq names its product chromosome X CXorf65 homolog (gene CXHXorf65). Lineage: Eukaryota; Metazoa; Chordata; Mammalia; Lagomorpha; Leporidae. The record is from RefSeq and is a predicted model, not a curated record.
AGGCCUCCUCAACCUAAGAGACCCAUCUACUACCCCCACCCCCCAACCUGAUGUACUCCCCUGGACCCCCAGACCACUAGAACAUUCUCCAAACCAGCCUGUUGCUGCAUGACUCAUGCAAUUGAAGAUUGAGACAAUCUCAAGAACAUGUUCAUUUUCAUCAAAUAUGGAGAUGAUCAGCAUUUUCUGGCCAAUACCAAUUGCUCUGUCCUCCUGUUGCUGCAUUAUGCUCGGAGAAAAUUAGGCUUGUACAAAAGAGACACCAUCGAUUUGUGUGAUGAGUCGGGGACAAUGAAGUUGUUUUUCCUGUUGAAGACCCCUGGGGAAUAUGCCAGCAAGUUCCUUACAGCUCGAAACACCUACUAUGUGUGCAGGGUGGACCGUGGCACACCAGGGACUCGACUUGAGAAUUCCUACAAGGCUUUUGUACCUCUCCUCAAGAAUCCGGAGCCAGAGCUACUUGAUGCUCUGCGCACACAAUGUGAUCUGCUGGAGAGGAGCCGCCUGAAGAUCCUUAGGACUCAAGAGGCCAAGAAGGUCGUCCCCAUUGAGUCCGUUGUGAACCUACCGGGAAAAGCUACCAAGUCCAGCACCUCAGCUCUCAGCCAACAAAGGUCCAAAGCGGCAGGACGAUCAGAUGAAGAGGGGCCCACCCGCAGGAGUCCACUCUAUAAGACUCGAGCAGACUUUUACAAGAAGGACAAGCAUCGUUAACUCAGUACAGUAAUGAAGUGAAAGCAGCAGUACUGGGUAUGAAAUGGUUGCACUCUUAAUGGGAGCUGGUUCCAUUUUUUAAACAGGCUCCUUCUCCUGGGAUCUGCACUAAGGCUUGAGUCUGGGUCCUGGGCACCAUGGAGGCG